AUGCGCUCCACCCCGAGUGCCACCCCCACCCCCUCCACCACCCCCACUGCUCCCACCACCCCCUCCGCCUCCACUGCCGUCGCCACCUCCUCCUCCCCCACCACCACCACCACCCCCGCCACCACCACCGCUAACCCCGCCACCCCCACCACCCCCACCCUUGCCACCCUUGCCCUUGCUGCUGCGGCGCCUCCCACUAGGAGCAGACGCAUCACCGACCUCCUCAGCACGAAGGAAAUCCACAGCAGCAGCAGAGGCAACAGACGGCGCGAGCAGGGAGGGGGAGCUCCCCUCAAAGACAGAGGGGAGGGGAGUGCCACGGGAGGCAGCGACAGCUAG
This is a messenger RNA of Closterium sp. Naga37s-1, 339 nucleotides long. NCBI's taxonomy places the organism in Eukaryota, Viridiplantae, Streptophyta, Zygnematophyceae, Desmidiales, Closteriaceae. The record is from the annotation of a GenBank genome assembly.